CACCACACCCCCAACGCUGAUUCUUGCAGUUUUCGCGCCGCCAGCUCGACCGCCACCUCCGGCACCGCACUGCCGCACCUUCUACACGGUUUGAAGGGAACACCCACAAACAAAAGAAAGAAUACCCCAUUUUACAUUCUUCAGCUUGCUCGGCUUUUCAUCCAAUUUUCUUUUCUGGGUUUUAAGCUCUCAAGAAAAAGAAGAUGGGGUCAUCAAAUAUCCGGGACGUUUUGACUUCGUUUAGUCCAUCUUUAGACUUGUUUGCAAUAACUCUUGGUGAUGGUCGAAUAAAGAUAUGGGACACAGGGAAGGGUCAGCUCCAGACUGAAUUUGCAGAUAUUUCUUCAACGGAAACGACGAGUAUAUUUGGGAAUCGGGAAGGUCACCUUUCAAUGGAUUAUACUUGUAUGAAGUGGUUGUCUUUGGAGAGAAAGAAAAAGCGGAAACUUGGAAGUUCCCUAUUGGUGUUGGGAACGGGCGGUGGUGAUGUUCUGGCAUUGGAUGUUUCUGCUGGCCAGUUGAAAUGGAGGGUUAACAACUGUCAUCCAGGGGGUGUCACUGCUGUUUCAUUUUCAGUACAUGGUUCACACAUUUAUACUGCUGGUGCGGAUGGAAUGGUUUGUGAAAUUGACUCAAUGUCAGGAAAUGUGUUAAACAAGUUGACCGCUUCUUCAAGGGUAAUAUCUUCUCUGGCAGUUUCCCCAGAUGGGAAGAUGAUAGCAACUGCAGCAGGUCAAGUGAAGAUUUUCAAUUCUUCAAAUCAAAAAAAGCUGCAGAAGUUUUCUGGCCAUCCUGGUGCUGUGAGAUGUAUGGUUUUCUCUGAAGAUGGUCGAUAUGUGCUUUCUUCAUCUUUAGUUGAACGAUAUGUUGCAGUGUGGAAAAUUGAUGGUAGCAAAAAGAAAUCAUCUUCAGUGUUUCUUGCAAUGGACCACCCUGCUGUCUUCUUGGAUAGCAGAUGCACCAGUAGUGGAGAUGCAGAUGCUGGUCUAUCUGUUCUGGCUAUAUCCGAAAUUGGUAUUUGCUAUUUUUGGCAUGGAAAGACAAUAGAUGAGUUGCGGAAUUCCAAACCCACAAAAAUCAGUGUACCUUGUGAUGGCGGAGUUCUAAAGAAACACAAGGGGGCAGUUCCGAAUGUAUUUGCUGCAAAACUACAAAACAUUUCCGAGCCUGCAUGUGGUCACAUGUAUCUUGCUUUUGGUUUACUUAUAAAACCGACAUUUGAGAAAGUUCUGGUGCACUCUGGGACAGACAUAGAGUUAAAUUUUUCAGAAGAUGGUAUCCUUCGACCUAUCAGUCAAUCACACAUAUAUGAAAGAGCGUCAGAGACCAGGAGUAAAGUAACUGCUUUGGAUCGCACAAAUACGGAGGGUGCGCUACUUCCCGUGCCUAAGAUAUUUGAUCCGGUUGACAAUAAGAGCGGAACUAAGCCUUCGGGAGGCACAGAUGAAGGCGAAUUGGACUCUGUCACCCUUUGCAUGGAGGACCAGCUGAGAUCUUUAGGGAUACUUGGCAGUAAUGAUCUUAGCACAACCUUGGAUUCUGAAAUAUUGGACGGCAUUAAGCUUGAUUCAAGUAUGCCACAUAAGAAGGUGAAAGCAACUGUCUCAUCCAUGGAACCUAAUGAUGCAUUCAACCUGUUGAAGGGCUUGGUUGAUGUUUGGGAAUCCAGAUCUCAGAGUGCCAAGCAUGUUCUUCCUUGGAUAUGCUGUAUAUUAGUGUAUCACAGCGAUUAUGUUAAAUCUCAGGAACCAAAACUUCUUGAUUCCUUGUACAAGGUUGCCAAAUCAAAAGUGCCAGCCAUGAACUCUUUAUUCCAAUUGUCUGGUCGUUUGCAACUUGUGUCAGCUCAGAUUGACAAGGCCACGAAUAACAGAAGGCAGGUCUUAGAACGUGAUGUGCAAGAGGAUGAAAGUGAAGAUGAAGAUGUUGAUGAAGUUCUCUAUGGAGUUGAUGAAGAUUCUCCGACAGAGUGAUAGUGAUGAUUAGGUGUCCUUGCAACAGAAAGAUAUCCAGUCAAUCCACUGCUUGUGGCAAUAGCAGAUUCACGCGAUGGAUUUUCCUGGUCUUUUUGUUCUUUCAAUGACUCUUCUGGUGUUGUCAUGUCUGCUGGCGGGUUUGUGGACUCCAAAGGUGUUGCUCCUCCAUCAAUGGCCCCACCUUCAGGCGGUGUCUUCUCUGCUGGCAGUUUGGUGGACUCCGAAAGUGGUGCUCCUCCAUUAGUGGCCCCACCUUCAGGUGUUGGUUCUUUUGGUUGAUCGAACUGUUCUGAAUGUGAAGAAAUGACUGCCCUUUUUCUUGUUUUCAUGAUGGCUUUGACUAUUAUAUCAGGAUCUGCCCACCCAACUACUGUUAUCUUCUGCUGACAUAAAUCAACGUAGAUAUCAUAUA
This is a messenger RNA of Sesamum indicum (sesame), 2388 nucleotides long. RefSeq names its product transducin family protein / WD-40 repeat family protein. Lineage: Eukaryota; Viridiplantae; Streptophyta; Magnoliopsida; Lamiales; Pedaliaceae. The record is from RefSeq and is a predicted model, not a curated record. Gene Ontology annotation, molecular function: protein binding.